GGCAGAAGGUGGUGGGCUAUGCUAGAUUGGCAGAUGACAGACUGACACAUCCACAAAGUUCAGAAAUCCAAAUUCGUCUGUUGUUGAAAUAGCCAUGGCGGCGACGAGUGUAGCGAAGCCGGCAUCGAAAUCUAAUAAAACAAAAUCUAAAGCAACACUCCUUAAUGCGCUGGGUUACAAAAGUUUGUUAACGUUUACCAUACUAGCUCUAGCAUGUAUCGCUGGUUUUGCUUCCAGAUUGUUUGCUGUCAUACGUUUCGAAAGCAUCAUCCAUGAAUUCGAUCCCUGGUUUAACUACAGAGCAACAGCAUAUAUGGUCCAACAUAACUUCUACAAUUUCUUGAAUUGGUUUGAUGACCGGGCAUGGUAUCCAUUGGGACGAAUUGUUGGAGGGACAGUCUAUCCUGGCCUGAUGAUCACAUCUGGCUCAAUUCAUUACAUCCUGCAUGCUUUGAAUAUCCCAGUUCACAUAAGGGAUAUUUGUGUUUUUCUUGCUCCUUUCUUCAGUGGUUUAACAGCAUUGGCCACUUACUUUUUAACCAAAGAGCUUUGGUCUUCUGGUGCUGGGCUUUUGGCGGCUUGUUUUAUUGCAAUUGUUCCUGGGUACAUCAGCCGCUCAGUAGCAGGAAGCUACGACAAUGAAGGCAUUGCUAUAUUUGCCUUAAUGUUUACCUACUACUUGUGGGUCAAAUCAGUUAAGACAGGAUCAGUUUACUGGGCAACAUGGACUGCAUUGUCAUAUUUCUACAUGGUUUCAGCAUGGGGUGGAUAUGUGUUUAUUAUUAACUUGAUCCCGCUUCACGUAUUCGUUUUGCUGCUCAUGGGGAGAUUUUCGAAUAGAAUUUACACAGCCUACACCACUUUCUUCAUUUUGGGACUCGUGCUUUCCAUGCAGAUUCCCUUUGUCGGUUUCCAGCCUGUUCGUACAAGCGAGCAUAUGGCGUCCUUGGGCGUUUUUGCUUUGCUCAAUGCCGUAGCUGUUCUUCGCUAUUUGCAGUCAAAGCUUUCUUCCUCCGAGAUCAAAUAUGUUUUCACCAUCGGAGUGCUGAUUGCUGGUGCCGCUGUGUUUUGCGUCGUUGUUCUGCUUACAUAUGCUGGAGUAAUUGCUCCUUGGAGUGGAAGGUUUUAUUCCCUUUGGGAUACUGGCUAUGCCAAAAUUCACAUUCCGAUCAUUGCCUCGGUUUCUGAACAUCAACCUACUACAUGGUUUUCUUUUUUUUUCGAUCUUCAUAUUCUGGUAAUAACUUUCCCGGUCGGAUUGUGGUACACCAUCAAAAACAUAAACGAUGAACGAGUCUUCAUUGUCUUGUACGCUGUCAGUGCCGUUUAUUUUGCCGGUGUAAUGGUUCGUUUGAUGCUUACGCUCACACCUGUUGUAUGCAUCCUGAGCGCCGUGGCGUUCUCGCGUCUCUUGGAGUUGUAUCUAAAGGAAGAAGAAUCGGCUUCAAAGGGGGGAGACUCAUCUGAUAACGACGAAAAUGACGAGAAAGGCAUGUAUGACAAGGCCGGCAAGUUGAAGAAAAUGAAACACGAACAGCUAAAAGAAAACGAGGCUGAUCAGGGUUUGGGAAUCAACGUUCGCAGUUUCGUCGUCGUCGCGGUCAUGAUGAUGCUUAUGAUGUUUGCUGUCCAUUGCACUUGGGUUACGAGCAACGCAUACUCCAGUCCCUCAAUAGUUUUGGCUUCCUACGGUCAAGAUGGUUCACGCCAAAUUAUUGAUGAUUUCCGAGAGGCGUACUAUUGGCUUUGGCAAAACACUCGUGAUGAUGCGCGUAUUAUGUCCUGGUGGGAUUAUGGUUAUCAGAUAGCAGGAAUGGGCAAUCGCACUACACUUGUGGACAACAACACUUGGAACAAUUCACAUAUUGCUUUGGUUGGGAAAGCCAUGUCUUCGAACGAAAGCGAAGCAUACAAGAUCAUGACUAACUUAGAUGUUGACUACGUUUUGGUCAUCUUUGGAGGAGUUAUCGGCUAUUCCGGUGAUGAUAUUAACAAAUUUCUAUGGAUGGUGCGCAUUGCUGAAGGGGAGCAUCCCAAAGAUAUCCAGGAAAGCAACUACUUUAGCGAACGAGGUGAAUUUCGUGUCGACUCCGAAGCUUCUCAAACCAUGCUUAAUUGUUUGAUGUAUAAACUUUCUUACUAUCGAUUUGGCGAUAUGAAGUUGGACUUCCGCAACCCAGCUGGGUUCGACCGAACUCGUAAUGCAGUCAUCGGACAACGCUCAAUUGAUUUGACUUAUUUGGAGGAGGCUUACACUUCGGAACACUGGCUUGUUCGAAUAUAUAGGGUCAAGAAACCACACGAAUUCAAUCGCCCCAAAAUUGAUAAAGCAGAGAGGAGAUUCAUUAGCAAGUCAUUUGUUUCGAAAAAGACGGCUAAAAAGAAGAAGGGGUCCAUUAAGAACAAGCCAGUUGUCAUACGGGGACAAAGACUAAGUGAUCAGUAAUUUCCUAGCCAGUUCUCUGACGACAAUGAAGACAAAUCUGCCUUGGAAAGAUAAAAAAAAUUUUGACGUGGGAAAAAAUCAGCGUCCCAGUUACAUUUUCCUCCCUGUACGGUUGUAUCGAUCACUAACAAUUCCAAAAAAUUGUCCAUUUGGUAUGUUGCGAAUAGUCUUGAGUGUUGCCACCAACAAUGCCGUUAUCAGAGGUAAUAAAAAAGGUUUCUUGAGGUGGAAA
This is a messenger RNA of Daphnia magna, 2678 nucleotides long. RefSeq names its product dolichyl-diphosphooligosaccharide--protein glycosyltransferase subunit STT3B (gene Stt3B). Gene Ontology annotation, biological process: post-translational protein modification. NCBI's taxonomy places the organism in Eukaryota, Metazoa, Arthropoda, Branchiopoda, Diplostraca, Daphniidae. Gene Ontology annotation, cellular component: membrane. Gene Ontology annotation, molecular function: dolichyl-diphosphooligosaccharide-protein glycotransferase activity. The record is from RefSeq and is a predicted model, not a curated record. The transcript has 15 exons. Bases 95 to 2446 code for a protein of 783 amino acids.